GUCCUCUCCCACCCACCGCCGACCUCACCGUCCACCUCACCCACCACCGCCGACCUCAUCCCUCCCUCCCCUCACCAUCUCUCCCUACCCUAACUCAAAUCAAUGCCCUCUCAUCCUCUCCCCCGGUUCAGACCGACCACCGUCCACAACCCCCACCCGAUUCAGAUCGACCACACCUUACCGGAGAGUGAGAGGCGUCGCCCCCAGCGACUACGGCUGGCUUGCUCACCGGCAUGUGUGUGCGUGCUUCAAAUCCUUCGAUGUGCGGCGCUCCAUGGGGCUGGUGGACCGCGACGCGCGCGUGGAUUGCCUAGGGUUGGCGGUGGCAGUGCUGCACGCCGUGUCUCCGGCCACCAUGACGGUGACAGCACGAACCUCGGAGACCGUCAUCCACCUCCCGCUGCAGGACGAGUUCGUCGUCUUCCCACGGCCCGCCCGCUCCUCGACCGCCUCCCUGGCACGGCGCGCCCCCACCUCUCCGUCUCCCCCUUGCCCUUCGCCCCCACCAACUCGGUCCGCUUCGCCGCCCGCAGCGGUGGCUCCCGCGCUGUCUCCCUCCGCGCCUCCGUGCCGCCAGGACGGGGAUGCAUCCAAGGUGGAGUAUAGGGUGUGGAACCCCUUCAGAUCCAAGCUGGCUGCUUGUGUGCUCGGUGGCUCCUGGAACACGUGUGUUGUACCUCGGAGCUGCCUUUGGAACAACCGUGUCUCAUGUGUCUGACAUUGUUGGACCGACUGGGUUGGUGUAUGCCAUUGAAUUAUCUCACCGGAGUGGUAGGGAUCUUGUCAACAUGGCCAAGAAGAGGACCAAUGUCAUCCCCAUCACUGAGGAUGCUAGGCACCCGACAAAGUAACGGAUGCUGGUCAGCAUGGCUCAAGCUGUACCAGAUCAG
Molecule: messenger RNA, 890 nt
Organism: Triticum dicoccoides
Lineage: Eukaryota; Viridiplantae; Streptophyta; Magnoliopsida; Poales; Poaceae
Exons: 4
Coding region: 275-718 (147 amino acids)
Source: RefSeq, a predicted model, not a curated record